Mangifera indica (mango) is the source of this 1985-nucleotide messenger RNA. Its product is annotated as serine carboxypeptidase 1-like. NCBI's taxonomy places the organism in Eukaryota, Viridiplantae, Streptophyta, Magnoliopsida, Sapindales, Anacardiaceae. Bases 163 to 1677 code for a protein of 504 amino acids. The record is from RefSeq and is a predicted model, not a curated record. Gene Ontology annotation, molecular function: acyltransferase activity, transferring groups other than amino-acyl groups; serine-type carboxypeptidase activity. Gene Ontology annotation, biological process: secondary metabolic process; proteolysis. The transcript has 15 exons.
CGGCCUCAUCUUUUUCUGCUCAUAUCAAUAAUUCAGUGCCUAGAAUUUAACUAUUUCCAAUAAAGCUCCCUUUUGUCUUCUGGAAAGACAAUCAUUGAAAACACCAGUCAAGUUUCAUCUGAACAGCAAAAAUUUAUAAGCGGCAGGUAUCAAAAUUAUACAAUGUCAAGAGGAUUUUGGAGGUUAAUUAUGGCGGUCAACAACCCUCUCAUCUUUAUUUGUUGCAUACUUUUUUUGAGUUUUCAUUUUUCUGAAGCAAUUCAAGCUGGUUCUGUUGUCACCUUUUUGCCUGGUUUCUCUGGGAAUUUUCCGUCCAAACACUACUCAGGGUAUGUGAGUGUAGAUGAGAAGAAUCUCUUCUACUACUUUGUUUCUUCAGAAAGAAAUCCCUCGAAGGAUCCUGUUGUUCUUUGGCUCAAUGGUGGCCCUGGUUGCUCUAGCUUUGAUGGCUUUGUUUAUGAACAUGGGCCAUUCAAUUUUGAAGAAGGAAAUCCCAAAGGAAGCCUGCCUAAGUUGCAUCUCAAUCCAUAUAGUUGGUCGAAGGUUUCGAACAUGAUAUAUUUGGAUUCUCCUGCUGGGGUUGGACUUUCUUACUCCAAAAAUGAAAGCAAAUACAUAACUGGAGACAUUCAAACUGCAAUCGAUACACACGCUUUCCUCCUUAAGUGGUUCGAGCUAUACCCUCAGUUUCUCAACAAUCCAUUUUAUAUAUCGGGAGAGUCUUAUGCUGGAAUCUAUGUACCUACUCUUGCUUCUCAAGUCGUCAAAGGAAUAAAAGCUGGCGCCAAUCCUAGAAUCAAUUUCAAAGGUUACUUGGUGGGAAAUGGACUCACAGACAGACAAUUUGACGGCAAUGCUCUUGUUCCCUUUGCCCAUGGAAUGGGACUCAUUUCAGAUGAUAUAUUUGAGGAAGUUGAAGGUUCUUGCAGAGGAACGUAUUAUGAUUAUGAAUCCAGUAAUGGUUGCAUAAGGAGCAUACAAAAAGUUGAUGAGGCUCUAAGCGGACUGAAUGUUUACAACAUUCUUGAACCUUGUUUCCAUGAACCUCUAUCACAACAAUAUGGCACUGCAAAUUCAAGUCUGCCGGCAAGCUUCCAGCAGCUGGGAGCGACAGAGAGGCCUCUCAAAGUGAGAAAAAGAAUGUUCGGCCGAGCUUGGCCUCUCUGGUCUACUGUAAAAGAUGGUGCUGUUACAAUGUGGCCGCAGCUUAUUCAAGGAGAUAAACUUCACCAUGUCUCAUGUGUUAAUGAUGAAGUUGCAACUGCAUGGCUAAACAAUGACACAGUUAGAAAAGCCCUUCAUGCAGAUUCCGUUGAAGUAGCAGGAAGUUGGGAAUUAUGUACAGAUAGAAUAACUUAUUAUCGUCAAGCUGGAAGCAUGAUUCCUUACCAUAAAUCUCUAACUUCUCAGGGAUAUCGAGCACUUAUAUACAGUGGAGACCAUGAUAUGUGUGUACCAUUUACUGGAAGCCAAGCAUGGACUAGAUCACUUGGGUACAAGAAAAUUAAAGGAUGGAGAUCAUGGACAUCCAAAGGCCAAAUUGCUGGGUACUUGCAAGAAUAUGACCAUAACCUCACCUUUCUCACUGUCAAGGGCGCAGGGCAUACUGUCCCUGAAUACAAGCCACAAGAGGCUCUAGACUUCUACAGCCGCUGGUUGGAUGGAAAUCAAAUUUAGCCGCAUCAAUUCUACCAACAAAAUUCUUACUUUUCAUCUUCAGAUUGCCAAGAAAUUUUUUUUUUUCUAAUUUAAGAAAUGGGAAGAAAAUAGAAGAAGCAAUUUGAUUACAGUCUCAUUGUGAUUUAUAAAUAAAUGUCAAGGGCUAGCCGAAGUGGUUGGUCUCGCAUGUAAAAAAACAGAGUCAAAAGUUUGAUUCAUUGUGGUUAACAAUCUCUCGAUUUCGUUCGCACAUUUUCUUACAUGUUUAAUUUGUUUUGUUGUUACAACUCUUGGAAAAUUUUUAAAAAGCUUGUUGAAUUUUAGGA